This is a messenger RNA of Mytilus californianus (California mussel), 646 nucleotides long. Its product is annotated as nucleoredoxin-like. Bases 69 to 512 code for a protein of 147 amino acids. NCBI's taxonomy places the organism in Eukaryota, Metazoa, Mollusca, Bivalvia, Mytilida, Mytilidae. The transcript is spliced from 3 exons. The record is from RefSeq and is a predicted model, not a curated record.
AAAAUAUUGUUUGUCAUCCAUUAGAGCAUAUUAAGCCACGUAGGUUAUCACAUCUUAUUUCGUCAAAAAUGUCUAACAAAAUUAUUGAAUAUUUAGGAGGAACUGUAAAGGGAAAUAAUGGGUCGAACUUCGUCAGCACUGAAUCAUUUAGCGGCAGUGGAAAAGUUGUUGGUUUAUACUUCUCUGCUCAUUGGUGUCCACCAUGUCGAAGCUUCACACCAGUAUUAGCAAAAAAAUAUACAAAAUAUAAACAAGAAUACCCAUCAUUUGAGAUCGUGUUUGUCAGUUCAGAUAGAAGUGAAAACGAUUUUGACUCCUACUUUGGUGAAAUGCCAUGGUUAGCUCUGCCAUUUAACGAAGAAGGAAAGAAGAAUAAACUAAUGGCACAAUUUGGAGUCAGAGGUAUUCCAGCAUUGGUUAUUUUAAAUGGCGAGACAGGAAAAGUUUUAUCAAAAGAUGGUCGUGCAGACACAGCCAGUGAGGCUUACCCUACAAAAUGGAAAAUAUCAUGAUGCCAUUAAUAGUGUACUCUUGAUUAAUUUUUUCUGAGUUAAUUAUACAGUCAAUCAUAUGCUAUGUUCAAUAAUGUAAAAUGAUUAUACAUAUUAGUAUGACUUGGUUAAAAAAAUGUAUCUCUAUACUACCA